This is a messenger RNA of Episyrphus balteatus (marmalade hoverfly), 1930 nucleotides long. Its product is annotated as lipid scramblase CLPTM1L. The record is from RefSeq and is a predicted model, not a curated record. Lineage: Eukaryota; Metazoa; Arthropoda; Insecta; Diptera; Syrphidae. The transcript has 5 exons. The coding region runs from base 132 to 1781 and encodes 549 amino acids. Gene Ontology annotation, cellular component: endomembrane system; membrane.
GUUAUUAUUUAUCUAUAGUUAAGAACCGUUCUUGUGGAAUUUGUAAAUUAAAUAUACUAGUCUAUCACAACAUUUUUGGAAAUAGAAACGUUAAUGAAAUUAUAAAUAAACUAAUUAUUUUUAGACCGAUUAUGUACAUCCCUUCGUUAAGUAAAGUUUUGGGGUGCAUAUUUCUAAUUUAUGUCGCCCAUUCAAUGUGGACAAUCGGCCAGCUUUUUACUAGCCUACAUUGCUCAUCUCUGCCGUGUUAUCAAUCGUUUUUAGCAAAGAACCCAAAAAUGCAACUGGCACUGUUUACAUCAGUGACUAGCAAUCCAAUUGCCUCCGAGACUAAGAAAAUUUUGAACUUAAAGAACUUCAAUUAUUAUGCACCAUUUCAAAAGAACAUUCGAGUAACCAUUCCACAAAAGACGCGCAGAAAUGGGACUUUAUAUAUGCAAGUAGUGUUUGCUUUUGAUGGCCAACCAUUGGAGUGGAAAUCUUUGAAACGAGACGGACCUACUGUAAUCCACAGUAUAUCAUUGACAGAAUAUUUAUUUCCGAAAGUUGAAACAUAUAAUUUGCUGGGCAAACACGAGUCUCCAAUAAUCAACCCAUCGGACCAACAAGCAACACGUACCUUAUCGAAACAAGUUACCCACUUAAAAUCCAAGGUUUACAUUACAAUUCUCACAGACUUAAUUAGUCUAUCGCAUAACGACGCUCCACCUGAACUUGCCCACCUUAUUCGCGUCAAUCGCCAUGGUGAAAUACUGCCGAUUAUUAAAAAUGAUUUCUUCAACACACGCAUUAAAAAUUUGGUUCAUAUUGACAAACAUACAAGAGAAUUCGAUAUACUGUUAGAAUACACGCCAAUAGGAAUUGGAAAACUGCGUCUAAUGCUACUAAUUGAGCAUGCAACAAAAACUAUGCAUGCUUUAGGUUUUUCAACCAAAGAUGUAGACGAAAUUAAAGGAAUAUUUUCAGACACAAAUGUUUAUUUACUGUGCGGAACUUUACUUGUUGGAAGUAUGCACCUCCUUUUUGAUUUCCUAUCGUUCAAGAAUGAUGUAAUAUUCUGGCGUCGAAAAAAAUCAUAUGAAGGACUUUCUACAUGGGCCACACUCUGGAGAGCAUUUUCCCAAAUUAUCAUUUUUUUAUAUUUAAUGGAUGAAAACACGUCCCUUCUAGUUUUAGUUCCUUCUGGCAUCGGAGCCUCUAUUGAAAUGUGGAAAUGUAAAAAGAUACUUAAAUUGGAAAUCAAUUUGAAAGGAAUCAGGAAAAUAAGAACUAAUGUGAAUGGCACAGCAGAAAAGAAAACUGAACAUUUUGAUCGGGAAGCUAUGCAAUACUUAAGCUUUUUUCUUUAUCCACUUUGUCUAGCUGGAGCAAUAUACUCCUUGAUGUACCAACCACACAAAAGUUGGUACUCCUGGACAUUGAACUCUCUAGUAAAUGGUGUCUACGCAUUCGAUUUCUUGUUUAUGCUACCUCAGUUAUUUGUGAACUACAAACUGAAAUCGGUGGUUGCUUUACCCUGGCGUUCGUUCAUGUACAAAGCAUUCAACACCUUUAUUGACGAUCUGUUUGCUUUUAUAAUAAAUAUGCCGACAGCACAUCGUGUGGCCUGUUUCAGAGACGAUGUGAUAUUUUUGAUCUAUAUUUAUCAACGCUGGCUAUAUUCGGUAGACAAAACACGUCUAGAAAAUGGAUUAGAAGAUAAUGAGCCAAUUUUUAGAACCGCAGAAGAAGCAGUCAUUCCAACGAAGCAAAUAUUAUAUGACAAGAAAAAUAAUUGUUAACUUCUCAGUACUUAUAGUGUUGUGGUUUAAAACCUGCAAACCUGGAUUGCAAAUGGUGCUAUGACACAAUCAGCCCUAUUCUAAAUGAUAACUCCCGGGAUAAUGCGUUCGGAAGAAGGGCUCGCAAUUAAAAAGUUUAUGAAAAUGUU